UACCAGUUGUACCUGACCAACCCACCCCCUCCAUAGCUGAUGGUGAGCCUAUCCUGCAGAGUGGAGACCCAGACCUUUUCUCUCAAGCUGCUGUAACCCUAACUCCAGCUGUCAGUUUUAUAAACGGUAAACAGGAGAUCACAUUGGGGACACAGAGCCCAAGAGAAAUAGAGGCGAAAGGUACCCAAAUCAUGACAAAUGUGACAAAUCUGGGAGCAAGCGAUGAAAUAACCACAGUGUUUGAUUAUAAUUGGACCGAUCUCCCUGUUGAUAGCUCCACUAAUUCUAUGGAGGAAAGUACAGAUGGACAGAUGUCUACAGAGAUCUCAGAUGUGGAUGAAUACGACCCUGAUAUAAUCUCAGUAGUUGAAUCAACACCUCCUCACAUACUCCUAACAGAGGAAGACCUAACCAAAACGGACCCCACACAGAAAGACUCAAACUUAUUUCCAGCCACAACAGUGGAGGGCACAGCUCCAUCAAAAACUACACAGGAACCUGAAACUGGUCCAGCCGCCACAAAUGCCACAGAGGGGAUGAGUGAUGUCACAGCUACCUUUGCCAUCUUUGUUCCUACAGUAACACCCUCUGAGCCACAGAUCGCCAACGCAACAGAGGAAACCCAAACAACAAAGGCUGAUAAAGAAACCACCACUGUCAUCACUACAUCUGUUCAAGCAGAGGUAGAUGAGUCGGGGAGGACUCCCGCUUAUGUGAAGAGUGACUCCGGAGUGACUCAGACAGAGAAGGCUGAUGACCUUUUCCCUGUUACUUAUUCAACUGAACUUCGCACAGUCACAUAUAAAGCUGAAAUCACAGAAGAAACAAAGAGCACAUCUGCCACUCCAGCUGCAGAAGACAGCACUCAGUCUACGCUACAGGCUGUGUCCACUCCCUUCUCAGAUGAUGCUGAUGGAAAAACACCAACAUCAACAAGUAGUGACUCAGUGAGCUCCACUCAAGAUGUAGAGGGAGAGAAAGAAACCCAAACCCCAAAAGCAUUCGCCUUCAACGCAACAGCUCCUUUAGUAUCUAGUAGUUCAACCCUUCCUGAAAAGACAGCCAAGACUGAGAUAACAGCAGCCAUAGAUGUAAGCAGCACUAAAUCAUCAUCACAAGUUAACAUGUUUACAGCCAGCCCCCCAUUACAGUCAUCUGCAGGGACUGCAACAUCAUCUUUAAGCCCUACAAAUACAACAGGUCAAGCAGCAAGAGAGAGUGAAAUAACAUUACAAACAGUACAAACGGCAGGCACAGAUAAAAUAUCUAUUCCUGCCAUUGGUGAGUCUGUAAAAACUUCAGCAACCACAACUGAACAUGAGGCGGAGAAAAAGGACAAAACAGAUCUUCCCUCUCAUGAAUCCGUGACAACCACUAUGUCGCCAUUAUACAGUGCUAUUGAACUUGUCAAAACAACUGUCGCUUCAUUCACAGAAUUUUUCAGUCAGUACUCGACACAAGGUGCAACAGCUGUGACUGAUUUACCUGACCAAAGUGUCACAGAAAACACUGCACCUAUGGUCACCCCUAUUCCACACAUCAUACCACAUGAGCCUGGUUCAACCACACUUUCACGAAAGGAAAUUUCAGGUGUAACUGAGGACAGAGCUCAAACACAACCUUCAACAGUGAUCACAGUAAGCACUGCUGGAGAGAGUGCAGAUGGCCAAACCUCUAGUACAAUAUUGACAGGAGCUACUGCAGCAGCUACUAUGCUUAACACAGAGAGAGCAGCUACAGGGGCAACACAAAAUGAAACAGCUCAUGCUUCAACCAAACUUGGAACAAUAGCUCCUUUACUCACAACAACUGAAGGGAUAUCACCUGCAUCUGAAGUUAGCUCCAUUUUCACACCUACAAAUGAAAUAACCUUUGAGGGUCAGACAAUAUCACCUGAAGCAUCAAAGGAGAGCAUUACAGAAAAAAGGGCAGAGCCAUCUAACUCAAAAGAAACAAGUUUUACAGUUUCUUCUUAUAUCAAUGUGACUCCAACUCACUCCUCGACAAUAAAUACAGGCACUUAUGUGACCAAAAAAUACAGUGAAAAAGCAUCAAUUUCUUCAUCAACUACUGUAACGACAACUUCAUCUCUCAGUACUGACAAACCUUCAUCAUUGUCCCCUGAAACUAAAGAGACUACAAGUCAGAAAGAGAAGGAUUCUGUGACAUCUGAAAAAAUUUCGGCUUCCCCUACAACUGAUGAAGAAAGCUCAGUUGAACAGACAAAUGAUUUGUCAAGCAAAAACACUGCAGCUCCUACAGCUUCCUCGCUCUUCAGCACAGAGAAACCAACAGCAUUGCCAAGUGAGGAACAAGACAGUGUUGUCAUAGAUCACACAGAAAAGCCCUCAUAUCAGACAGAGGGUAUUUCUCUCAGCACUGCAGUACAUGAAGAGGGCUCAGGUGUCCAAACUCCAGACAUGUUCUCAUCAACGUCUUUUGUCACUGACACAUCUUCAUCUGUGUUCAGCACUGUGGCCUCAACCGCACUAUCACCUGGAACCAAAGCAAGUCUUGGAACAGACAAGACAAAAAUGCCAUCACUUACUGUAGAACCAUCACUUUCCUCUGUCUCUGAUGAGUCAUUAUCCAGCUCAAUAACAGUAUUUCCAAGUUUGUCUUCUUUUAUAUCAUCUACUGUUCCAGACAUUGAGGAUGGAUAUAUUAGCAGUGAGAUCACAACAGUGGAGUCCGUUCCUGCCAUCAGUCAAUCAACCAUGAAAUCUGAAACAGCAUCAAUCUUCAUUACAACAGAUACACAGAGUUCUGGAGACAAUACUAAUGAAUUCAUUGAAGAGUCAUUCUUUACUGCAACUACCUCUCCUUCAAUUAUGAGUACAGAGUCGCCAUCAGUCCCUGCAUCACAAGAAUUGGAAUCAGACAGUAUGCCAUCAGUUACUGUUACUGCAGCUUCAUCACUCUACAGUAAGGAUAAACCUGCAUCAUUGUCACCUGAAACACAAGAGACAGUCACUACAAGUCAGACAGAGAAGGAUUAUGUGACAUCUGAGACAAGUUCGUCUUCCCCUACAGCUGACGAAGAAAGAUCAGUUGAACAGACAACUGAUAUGUCCAGCAAAGCCACUGCAGCUCCUACAGCUUCCUCACUCUUCAGCACAGAGAAGCCAACAGCAUUGCCAAGUGAGGAACAAGACAGUGUUGUCACGGAUCAGACAGAAAAGCCCUCAUAUGAGGCAGAGGGUAUUUAUAUCAACACUGCACUAUAUGAAGAGGGCUCAGCUGACGAAGAAAGAUCAGUUGAACAGACAACUGAUAUGUCCAGCAAAGCCACUGCAAUUCCUACAGCUUCCUCGCUCUUCAGCACAGAGAAGCCAACAGCAUUGCCAACUGACGAAGAAAGAUCAGUUGAACAGACAACUGAUAUGUCCAGCAAAGCCACUGCAGCUCCUACAGCUUCCUCGCUCUUCAGCACAGAGAAGCCAACAGCAUUGCCAAGUGAGGAACAAGACAGUGUUGUCACGGAUCAGACAGAAAAGCCCUCAUAUGAGGCAGAGGCUGACGAAGAAAGAUCAGUUGAACAGACAACUGAUAUGUCCAGCAAAGCCACUGCAAUUCCUACAGCUUCCUCGCUCUUCAGCACAGAGAAGCCAACAGCAUUGCCAACUGACGAAGAAAGAUCAGUUGAACAGACAACUGAUAUGUCCAGCAAAGCCACUGCAAUUCCUACAGCUUCCUCGCUCUUCAGCACAGAGAAGCCAACAGCAUUGCCAACUGACGAAGAAAGAUCAGUUGAACAGACAACUGAUAUGUCCAGCAAAGCCACUGCAGCUCCUACAGCUUCCUCACUCUUCAGCACAGAGAAGCCAACAGCAUUGCCAACUGACGAAGAAAGAUCAGUUGAACAGACAACUGAUAUAUCCAGCAAAGCCACUGCAAUUCCUACAGCUUCCUCGCUCUUCAGCACAGAGAAGCCAACAGCAUUGCCAACUUACGAAGAAAGAUCAGUUGAACAGACAACUGAUAUGUCCAGCAAAGCCACUGCAGCUCCUACAGCUUCCUCACUCUUCAGCACAGAGAAGCCAACAGCAUUGCCAAGUGAGGAACAAGACAGUGUUGUCACGGAUCAGACAGAAAAGCCCUCAUAUGAGGCAGAGGGUAUUUAUAUCAACACUGCAGUAUAUGAAGAGGGCUCAGGUGUCCAAACUCCAGACAUGUUCUCUUCAACCUCUUCUGUCACUGAGACAUCUUCAUCUGUGUUCAGCACUGUGGCCCCAACAGCACUAUCACCUGGAACCAAAGAAAGUCUUGGAACAGACAAGACAAAAAUGGCAUCAGUUACUGCAGAACCUCAUUGA
Molecule: messenger RNA, 4316 nt
Organism: Scophthalmus maximus (turbot)
Lineage: Eukaryota; Metazoa; Chordata; Actinopteri; Pleuronectiformes; Scophthalmidae
Product: serine-rich adhesin for platelets-like
Exons: 9
Coding region: 192-4316 (1374 amino acids)
Source: RefSeq, a predicted model, not a curated record